CUCGGAUUGAACAAACUUGCACUUGGCAUCCCGAUCCGAUCGUCAACCCGUCGCAGUCGUUGGCAAGGAUGCCUUCUGAAGACUACGGCCUAGCCGGCGGCGGUGCCCUAAAAUUAAAAGGGGCCAAAGUGGGCAAAAAGAAGAAGAAGUCCAAGGUCAAUGCUGACGUCCACAAGAGCCUGUCAACAGAGAGCCAAAGCGGAAAGGCAUUAGCAAACCGUGACAGCAAGGCCGAGGAUGUAGCCAAUGAAGAAACCAAACAUGAAGAAUCCGAAACCGUCUCCAGAAAAACAGAAUCUGAGAGACGUCACGACGAAGUUCGAAAGCGCAAGCUGAUGGAAAUGGCAAAGCAGUCUGGCUCAAGACCGGAACUGCUCAAGACUCACAAGGAGCGUGUGGAAGAGCUAAACACAUACUUGUCCAAGCUGAGCGAGCACCACGACAUGCCCAAGAUUGGUCCUGGCUAGCAAUUGUGCAGCGGCAACUUGGAUCUACGGAGUUACUUGAUUUUUCUUAUUCUGGUUGGGGACUUCAUAUUUUUACUAAAUGUACUUUUAUUGCGUCUGAAUAUCGUGUACGUUAUACUAUAUUUUACAUUCAUGAAUCUAAAUCGUAAAAGUGCGGGUCAUGCAAUCUAUCUAAAGUCGUUGGGCUCUAUGGCCGAUGAUGAAAACAUGGUUGCCAUGCAACUGAUAAAAUAACCUUGUAAGAAUUUGUAGCUGAGCUCAAGCAAAGAUAAUGCAGCUUAGGCAAGAAUCAAUGCCAAGGCACCGGCAACAAUGGCUAGGAAUCCAUUGGCGUUUGAGGCGGGAGCGCCGUUCUGCAGAUUGGGGUCCUUGGGAGGAGGGACAGAGGGCUUCACAGGAACCCAAGUCGUUUGAACAGUCACGACGGUUCCAAUACCGUCAAGGACUGUUGUCCUUGUGUGCGUAACAGGUCGCGAAGUUGUGAUAUCGCCGCUGGUAAUCACAGACUCCGUUUCUUGGCUGGAUGAGGGAAUGGGGGCUAGAAAGAAUUAUGGUUAGUAUAUUUGUUACAGGCCAGCAAAGAUAUAUUCAAAGGCCCAAGUAGCGCAGCCUUAGGUUUCUGCACUCCUUUAUGCCAGUCGAUUAAUGAGCUGCCGUUAGUUUCACUUCCAAACCAUGGGAAUGUAAGUGGCCGUGUAAACAUGAAACGGAGGCCCUACACAAAUUCAUGGCAUAUGAUCUUAGAUGGGGCAUAGGUAGUGCGGCAGAAACAGGACAAGGGGAUUACGCAGCCGCAAAUAAACACUCCACAAACGUACUUGAUGUGCUUGAUACAGGCGGGGGCAAGGACGAGGAAGAAGAAGUGGAAGGGAUAGACGUACUGGAGGAAGUAGAGGAAGAAGUAGGGGUUGAAGACGAGGAUGGAAUCGAGGAUGAUGAAAUUAUAGGGCUGCUUGAGCUGAUUGGCGCAGAAGAGUGUGGGAUCGAAGAUGAUGGGAUCACACUUGAUGGUGGGUGUGAAGAGCUGAUAACAGGUGGCGAGGAGGAAGGUGAGCCAGGAGUGACGGUAGUAUAUGAAGUCGAUGUUGUUGUCUGAGUGGUAAUCUCUGUUGUUCUCUCAGCUCCCGGAUUUCCAGGCACUCCAGGGAUUUGGCCUGGUGAUGUGCCUCCAGGCUGGGGAUUAGCACCUGUUCCUGCGACACUGCGGUUCAAAAUGCCGUUGGCGGCUGGGUCUAGGCUGGAGUUAGUAUGGUGGAUUCAAGUGCCGCACAACUGUGUAACUAGCGGACUGACCUUGAGCUCUCUUCUCAAAAGUUUGAAAUUGCUCAUCAUAACCCAUAUCCGCGUGCUCUUCAAUAACCUGAAUAUAGAUUUUCUGUGCGGGCGUCAAGUUGUUGCUCGCCACAAGUUCGUCGUUCGCCUGGGCCUGAUGACUGUGACGACACAUCAUUGUGGGAGGUGCAAAGACGGUGACUCCGGCAAUAAACCCAAGGCAGGUUAAUGCCAUGAGUGUGCACAGAGACGGGCCAUUGCGUCUCGGCUUGUCCAACGGCAGUUGUCCUUCGUUCGUGGUUUCGUUUCGGUGCUCGUGGAGUAGAUUGACCUUUUCUUCUUCCAUAUUCCUCAGUAGUCCUUCUUCGAGAUAGGCAUCUUCAUUUCGAGUGGUUGUCGACAUGAUGGGAUGGCGGUAUGUGCAACAAUGAAGAAGCAACCUUGACUGGGAGGACAGGAGGCGUAUAUAUGGAGGUGUGUGGAAGAGGUAGGCAGAAGGCUCCACCAAAGCAACAGAUCAAUGGGCUUAUUAUUUUCCAAUGGUAAAGAAAAUAAAAUAAAUGUAACAGAAAGAGUCUAGAAUGACAU
This is a messenger RNA of [Torrubiella] hemipterigena, 2327 nucleotides long. The record is from the annotation of a GenBank genome assembly. NCBI's taxonomy places the organism in Eukaryota, Fungi, Ascomycota, Sordariomycetes, Hypocreales, Clavicipitaceae.